Molecule: messenger RNA, 1538 nt
Organism: Osmerus eperlanus (European smelt)
Lineage: Eukaryota; Metazoa; Chordata; Actinopteri; Osmeriformes; Osmeridae
Gene: igsf5b
Product: immunoglobulin superfamily, member 5b
Exons: 9
Coding region: 196-1275 (359 amino acids)
Source: RefSeq, a predicted model, not a curated record
UGGAUGGAAAGAGCAAAGUUCCCUUUAGUCUGGUAAUGUUUAACAGACUGGUCAAAGCUCCAAACCAAACAUGAGGAGAUACCAGCAUCGUCCAGACCGUUACUUACAGAGCCACUAGUGCAGCACCUGGACAUUUCUUUGAGAAAUCACACUCUGAAUCUACAACGUCAGCAUCGGCAAUGGCUUGACAGUUCCAUGGCAACGAUGGACAAUCUCAUGAUCUUGCUUUUGACAUACACGACUCAAGUGGAGCUUGUAAUGCACCUCGAACCCAGAACACUAACGUCUCUACGGGGGGACCAGGCCCAGUUCACCUGCAGCACUAACGAGGACUGGGAGGUCAUGUUGUGGUCCGUUCACAACGCCACCGUGUUGACCAUCUCUGCUAAGUACGGCAUCCUGUCCAAAAAGCCCAGCGUGACUGCAAAGAAUCUCUCCGUGGGACGAACGUCCAGGUGGGAGAUGGUUCUGGAGAGAUCCGAGCGCAACCACCAGGGGCUGCUGACCUGUGAGCUCCCAGAAAUCGGGAAAGAAGCAGCCACUCUGAUUGUACAAGAGCCGGGCACCAUGGGCAUCACGGGGGGCAACGUGUCGGCGGUGAGGGGGCAGCGGGUAGUCUUCGAGUGCCAGGCUACCGGAUGGUACCCAGAGCCCAGCCUGACAUGGCAGGUGAACAGCAGGAAGGUGGAUGAGGGUCAGUACAACGUCAGCGCUGGAGUUGCAGCCGAGGGGCUCUAUAACCGGACCAGUGCCCUCAGCAUGCAGGCGCUGGAGACGUCUCACGUGGAGUGUCUGGCCUCUGUGUCGGCCCUUCCAGCGCCCCUGGCCAGCCGUGUCCGCUUGACUGUUUUUGCAGAAGUGCUUGUGGAAGAGAAGGACCGCACGGCCCUCGUUGCAGUAGCGAUCUCAUCGUCCGCCAUGCUCCUGUUCCUGCUCCUCAGCCUCUGCAUUGUCCUCUGUUACAGACGGACGAGAAGAGCGAAGUCGGGUCAAGCUGAAGCAGCAAGGAUAGACGAAUCAGAGAGCAGAAGGAGCUCGGCUGCUGAGGUGACAGGGGGAAAGGUCAACCUGGGAUAUGCCGCAGAGGUCCUCACAGACAUCGGCCACCAUGACCUUCACGUGGAUGCUCACAGCCAAACAGACUUUCAGUCUGGCACUCACAAGGUCCCUGAUGUGGUGUCCUCCAGUGCCUUCUCAGAGCACAGUCCUGGUUUGGCCCACGUCAGCUUGGAGGGAGAGGAGGCGACGAACAUCCGAAGAGUCACCACGGUGUGAUUGUAGAGUUAUGAGAUGGUUAUGGUUAAGAUGUAUCGUACCGUUUUUAUCCUUUUUCAUCAUUAUCUUUGUCAAGAAGAUAUGUCUGGCCAUGUUUUAUCCUUUUUUGUAUUUUUUGUUGAUUAAUGUAAACUUACAGUGACUAUGUACACUAUAUUUAACACUUUAAAUCAGAUAUGUUUUUAUUAUAAAUUGGUGUAAAUCAGUAACUUCUUUACACAAUUUUUGUAUUUCCACAGCAACAAUAUCUUUUUUUACAUUCA